AUGGCAGAAGAAGCGCAGCAAUCGUUCGAUGUUUUCCAGAGUCUUGAAUUCGCAAAACUUUUCAAUAUGGCUGCUCUUCAGUUAGAUUGUCUUUCCAAACUACUGACAGCUAAUGAUGUCCGCCAAAUGUUCGAUGAUCCCAGAAUAGAAUGUGCCCCUAAACAAGUUCGAUCAGUUUUACUAGAAGCAUUGCUUCGGUGCUUCCGAACGGAUUCAGUUAUUCAACAAGGUCGUGGUAUCCUGAUUGUGACGACGCUAGGUAAGUCAUUAUCUGCUAAAAUACAGAAUUACAUCGCUAAAAAGGCGAAUUCGGGUACACAUUCGAAAAUCUACACGAAUCCAAAUCAAGAUAGAUCGAAUAACAGAGGAACAUUCGCGAACUCGGCGAUUAUUGAUACUCUCAUUGACCAUAUGCGUGGCAACAUCGUUGCGUGGUGGAUCUUGAUCGAAUUCGGCCUUCCUCCAAAACUUCGAUUCUCCUCCAUGGCGCCAACCAUGCUCACAUAA
Necator americanus (New World hookworm) is the source of this 507-nucleotide messenger RNA. RefSeq lists its product as uncharacterized. Lineage: Eukaryota; Metazoa; Nematoda; Chromadorea; Rhabditida; Ancylostomatidae. The transcript is spliced from 4 exons. The record is from RefSeq and is a predicted model, not a curated record. The coding region runs from base 1 to 507 and encodes 168 amino acids.